Drosophila melanogaster (fruit fly) is the source of this 7918-nucleotide messenger RNA. It is a transcript of the gene mim, whose product is annotated as missing-in-metastasis. Gene Ontology annotation, cellular component: cytoplasm. Gene Ontology annotation, biological process: plasma membrane organization. The transcript is spliced from 19 exons. Bases 890 to 6298 code for a protein of 1802 amino acids. Gene Ontology annotation, molecular function: actin binding. The record is from RefSeq and is marked reviewed. Lineage: Eukaryota; Metazoa; Arthropoda; Insecta; Diptera; Drosophilidae.
CACACUGACCCAGACACUCGACUCUCGAACGAAUCGGUCGCGGUUGUUUUACGGUUUUUUGUUUGUCUAUAGGAAAGCCCUUUCGCACCGGAGGAAAACGAAAAUGCGCUCGGAAAGUCAGUCGUAGACUUGGCGAAAAUAGCGGUUGCAGCGGCAAACUUCUAACUGUUUUCUAACCGGAAAAGGAAUGCGCGAACCAAUUGGAAGUGCAGUUCGAAGUGCGAGCAUAUAAGUGUCAGAUUCGGUGCAAAAAUAAGCGAAUAAUUGUUUGCGAUUUCCCGAGGAAAACGGAAAAUUAAGCGUCUGUCUGCCAGCCCACUGUGUGCGUGUGUGUACGUGUGUCUGUGAGUGUAUAACAUAACAGAAAACAAAACAACAACAACAACAGCAGCAGCAGCAACAACAAGGCAGUCAGGAUCAACGGUUCUGGGGUAGUUUGUUUGAGUUUGAACAAAGCAAAGAAAAGCAAAUGCAAAAGCAAAGCACACGAAACUGGGCGUAAGAAGGAGAGAGAGGAAAUAGAGGGGAAUAACGGGAGAAUACACCCCGCUCGCACUCACAACCGCUUCUAUCCUUUGUGUGCGCUUUUGCCGCCUGGAAAUGCAAUGCUAGAACAACAACAACACCGUGACCGCAGAAGUGCAAGCAUCAACAUCAUCGCCUAAUUGUCUGCAACAUCGUCGGCCGAAAAAUCAAGCAAGCUGCAUAAAGUCGCCCUGCGAUAUUUUACAGUCGGAAGUGCACCAUCACAACAAGCAACACAAGAAUAUAAUGAGGAAAAUAAAUAAUCAAAAGUAAAAGUCAUCCAAGUAAACUGAUACCGAGCAAUUGAACGACGAACGAAACCAAUCGAUAUCCAUCCCUACCAAACCAGCUAACACUAAGAAACAUGGAUCUAAGUCUGGAACGCGAUAGCUCCGCGCUGGGUAGUCUAUUUCAGCAGAUUAUCAAUGACAUGAAGAACACUUCGCCCCUGUGGGAGGAUUUUGUGGCUAAGGCCGGAAAACUGCACACUUGUUUGAGGGCCGCCAUCCAGGCAAUCGCCGCCUAUUUGGAUGCCUUCCAAAAGAUAGCCGAUGCGGCGACCAACUCAAGAGGCGCCUCGAAGGAGAUCGGCACCGCCCUAACCCGCGUUUGCCUCCGCCACAAGGCGGUGGAGACGCGUCUGAAGACCUUCACCAGCACCAUUAUGGAUUGCCUGGUGCAGCCGCUGCAGGAGAGGAUCGAGGACUGGAAGCGCACGGUGGCCACCAUCGACAAAGACCAUGCCAAAGAGUAUAAGCGCUGUCGCAGUGAACUGAAGAAGCGUUCCAGCGACACACUGCGCCUGCAGAAGAAGGCGCGCAAGGGUCAGACGGACGGAUUGCAGUCCCUGAUGGACUCGCACAUGCAGGAUGUUACCCUGCGCCGGGCAGAAUUGGAGGAAGUCGAGAAGAAAUCCUUGAGGGCGGCCAUGGUGGAGGAGCGUCUGCGCUACUGCAGCUUCGUCCACAUGCUUCAGCCAGUGGUGCACGAGGAGUGCGAGGUCAUGUCAGAGUUGGGUCACCUACAGGAAGCCAUGCAGUCAAUUGCCCUAGUAACCAAGGAGCCUAGUGUUCUGCCCCAGGCCUCCGAGGAGCUUAUCCAUGACGCUAAGGCCAGCAUUAAUCUGUACCCGGAGUCCCCGGGUGGCGGUUCCGGCUCGCAGGGCGGCGGCUGCUCCAACUCGCUGGGUUCCCGAAAGAGCUCCGUCUGCUCCAUCAGCAGUAUGAACAGCAGCGGCUCGAGCAACUCGCCCGGUCACCAUCACUAUCCGCGCUCCCUUUCGCAGUUUGUAACGCCCGCAAUUCGCUUGAAACCUGGUGAAUCCAGUGAUAGUGGCUUUUGCUCAUCGCCAGCUUUAACAACACAGACUUCGAAUGCAACGAACCAGACGGCAAAUGUCUCCACCUGGCCCCCACAUUCCCAGGAUGGCGUCGACACCCUGCCACCGACCGCUGACCGUCCGCACACGAUUUCGACGGCAUACGAAAAGGGUCACCAGCGUCCGCCGCUGACCGUCUACACGUUCCAAAACCCGGAGACCAUUCACGAGUCGGGCAGCUGCCUGAACAACGGAACAGCAGCCCCGAAUGGACAGCCGUUAUCCGGACAAGCCACUCCGGCCACCCAGAAAUCACCGGCUGCCUCACUUAGCCGGCCUCCUUUGCCAGUUCGCUGCUCGUCGUUGGAGCGACCCCUUUCGGCCCAGAGUAACCACCGCCAGGGUAGCGGGAAUAACCUGCUGCAGCGCCAGUGCCCCUCGCCGAUUCCGGCUCAUAUCACGAAAGGUACUCCCAGUGGCAGCAGCUUAGGUCCUGGGUCCGGUUUGGGAUUUGUCUACCAGGUCAGCUCCCCGACGCCUCCCUCCAGCGAGGUGCUGAAAAUCACCGAGCAAGCCGCUGCAGGACAGGAUCAGGGUCCAGCCAACAGCGUAGCGGACGAGACGGAUGAGCGAUCAAGGGCCUCAGUCCUGCAGAAGGCUUCAAUGUUCGAAAAGGCGGCAGCAGCGGCAGCGGUAUCGCCCCCAGCUCCCAUGCAGAUUGCAUCCGGUUCCCCAGCUUCGGGAGGCGGAACUCGACGAUCCGAGGCGGAGCAGCAGGAAAUGGACAAGUCUUUCGAAGAUUCAAUACAAGCACUAAAUAAUUUAAUUGGCGAACUAGACUCGUUCCAACGCGAGAUCGAUGAGGGCAAGGUCAAACCGCCGAGCAACAUCAUAAGCGGCAGCACCACCAGUAGCAACAACAACAAUACGACGACCAGCAGCAUCAGCAGCAGCGACAACAACAACCUGCCCGCCACCAGCAACAUCGAGCCAUGCGCCAUCAGCAAUCAGACGAACUCGAGCGGCUGCGGCACGGACAUAUCCGACACCACGUCCGACGAACUGGCCGGCGACGAUAUGGACGUCAGGCGGCGGGAUCGGGAUCGGGACCGGGAUCUGCUGGGCGCCAGCGAUUCGGAGCUGAGUCGCUGCUAUGUGAGCGAGACGAGUUCGCUGACCGGUGGCCUAACGGCCGGCGGCUACGAGAAUCCCACUUUCGCGCACUUUGCGGCCAAUGCCAAUCGGGAGGACGCUGUUUCGCUGGCCUCCGACAGCGUUUGUCUCGGCCAGCCACGCCACGCCUAUGUGGAUACCUGCAGCGACAGCGGCAGUGCCGUGGUGGUGAUCUACGACCACCAGAUUCCCAACACACCCGACAUUGAGUUCGUGAAGCAGAACUCUGAGAUUGUAGUGCUGCGGACUAAGGAUCCGCAGCCCCACGCGCUGCAGCUGCACGAGAUGCGCGAGCUGCAGCAGUUGCCCGCCAAUUUGGCCGGUUCGCCGGACUCCUCGCCGGACUCUGCCGGUGGCCAGGCACCGCCAACAGCAACUGUGGCGCCCGCCAAGCAGCGACUCUCCUCGUUUCGCGCCACCAGUGAGCAGCAGUUGCAGCUCCUCGGACGCGGUAGCCCGCAAAGAGGUAAAACACCCAGUGAGCAGGCGGUACAAAGCAGGCCACAGGACCAGCAUUUUCCACAGACACAACAGCAGGAUAUUGAUGGCAGUAGUCCACCAGUAGAACUUGCAAGGCGCCAGCUGCCCCCCAAGCCCACCAGUUUGAGUAUUUUUAACGGCCCCGUGCCCACUGCGGGCGAUAGGCCUGUCGUGCCGCGAAAGUCGGACUUUAAGGCUGAUCUAGAUGCUAAAAUACGCAGGCAAAAGCAGAAGGUUAAACAGCAGUUGCAGCAGCAGCAGCAGCAACAGCAGCAAGAGCAGCAAGAAACGCAGCAGCAGCAGCAAGCACCACAAGAACAGCAACACUCACCACAGUCGCCCCAAACCAGAAACUGUAAUGUCACUAAUCAACAAGCCGCCAAUAUUACUGCAUCAGCAUCUGCAUUUGCAACCGCAACAGCAUCCACAGACCCGUACCCGAAUCCAAAUCAUAGAAUGCCAAACCAAAAUCAGACAGCCACAUCCAAUCACACGCAGUGCAAGACGCCCACAAUGGCAUUGUCACCGUCAUCACCUCGCGGCCAUUUGCCAUUAUCAUCGUCAUCGCUAUCGUCAUUACCAUUACCAGCCACCACUUCAUCACCAUCAAAUGCCCGGCCAUCGAUGUUGCCCGCCAGUGACCGACCACCCGCCCAUCCAUAUGUGUGCUCCAAUGCCCCAGCCAAUCCCCACCACGCCAAUAGCAUUUCCAAUGCCAAUGCCCAUCUCAAGCCGUGCAUUACGCCCCGGCCGGCUUCUUUGUCGGGAGGAGCAGCCGGCGGUGGCUCCACGCGCAUCGGGCGUCGAUCGUCCAUUAAUCAGUCCAAGCCACCGCCGCCAGUCAGACGCAGUUCGUCGGUGACCCCCAGUCCCAAUGCCUCGGUCGGGCUGCAGCAGCAACCACAGCACGCGACUCUGUCGCAGCAGAAUCACCAACUAAGCAGCUCCAGCGAGCACUUACCGCCGCCACCGCCAUUCAUGCUGGACGCCAUGCCCCAGAUUCCCAGCUCAGCGCUGAAGGUAUCGGAGACGGUAAGAGCCCUGGCAGCCAUGCGGCACCAGCCAGCAUCACCUGUGUCCCUCAGACGCAUGCAGCAGCAACAGCAGCAGCAGCUUCAGCAGCAACAGCAGCAACAGUCUGCGCACAACUCCCCCCUCAAAGAGGACCUGACCGUGUACUACGACUCCUACUUGGAUCUGCACGCCUAUGCCCAGGCCUUGGCCAGCGGCCAACAGCCCGGCGGUCAGCAGAUGGCCAACCAGCAACGCUUUACCCUCCAGCAGCAACAUCAGCAUCUGCAUCAGCCACAGCAACCGCCUGUCUACCAAGUCGAUGCCACGUUCCGCACCUCAUCACCAGCCGCGGGCGGAGGGGGUGGCGGCGGCAUAUACGCCCAGCCCAAACUGGUCAACAGCAUGUCCAGCUUCCGCACCAGCAGCCCCAGUCCCAACGGACAUGCUCACCCACUGCCACCGACACAGCCAAAGGCGAAUCCGAACCUAAUUGCACAGCUCAAUGCACGACUCAGCGGCAAACAGCAGCAGCACCAACAGCAGCAGCAUAUCGAGGGGAUCUACGGCAACCAGCAGGCGCCCGGAGGAGAGUCGAUCUACAUGCGGAGUGGCCUGUCCAUGUCGCAGCCGCAACAGCAGCAACACUUUGACGCGACCUCUGGCUCGGCCAGUUCGCAUUAUCAGCCACCUCAGCCGCCGAAUGCAGCAGUUGCUAACAGCAAAGACAUGGCCAUCUACUCAAGUUCGUUUACCAAAAAUCCAGCAGCUGCGCAAUCGCCGAACAUGAGACAGGCUCAUUCCCAUCAGCACCACCAGCCGCCGCAGCAGCAGCACUACACCUGUCCGCCUCCUCUGGAGGAUCCCCCACCGCCGCCCAUUUACGCCGCCGGUGCAUCGGCCACGAUGCCCAAGAAGAUGGCCCGUCCGCCCACUGGCCAGAACGCGACUCACUCGAGCGCCUAUGCAGCAGCCUCGUCUACGGCCACGCUGCCCAAGAAUAUGAUGCAGCAGCAGCAGCGGUUGCAGCACCAGCAGCAGUAUCAACAGCCGGCAGGCAUGGGCAUUGGCAACGGCAAUGGGCACCUAGGUCAGCGUCCGCAGUUGCCGCUGCCCCAGCAGAAGCUUAGAGCUGCACAGCAGCAGCACUUGGCGGAGCAGCAGCAUCAGCAACAGCAAGAACAGCAGCAGCACCACCAGCAGCACCAACAACACCAGCAACGCCAGCCGCCCAUUCCUUCACGCCACUCAAGUGUGCAGCAAAAGAUAUUCGUAUCAACGAAUCCAUUCAUACAGACAACGGCCGUCAAGUUUCACUCGCCCUCGGCCUCGCCCACGUGCGGCUCGCCCGUUACUGGGUCCUUGGCUAGCAUUUAUGCCACAACCUCGCGUGGCGGCCACCAUCACCAGCAGCAGCAGGCUCAGCAGCAGCAGCACUACUAUCGCGAUGCUGCCGGGGGCAACAGCAACGGCGGCGCUGCCUACUAUAACCACAAUGCCCAUGCCCAUUCCCAGGCACAUCAUCCAAACUAUGCCACAAGCACAAAUAUCGAAAAGACUGGCAGUAUUCGUGCCAAGACCAAGGCCGAAUUCCUCGAGAAUCUCAACGCGAAGCUGGCGAAGCAGGGAAUGUCUGGACGAGCAUUUGCCGUGCGAAAUCUCAUCAACAGCAAGGCCCUGAUGUAUCAAAAUCCGCAAAAACUAUCGCGACCCAGUGCGCAAUACCGUAGACCACCCACCUAUCCCAACACCAGCACAACCACCAAUGCCACUUGCGAAGAUCAGUGCUAAGUGCUAAGCCGGACCCUCGCAUCUGUCACGAAUCGCUGAUGGAUCAAAUCAAGCGCGGAGCCACCUUAAAGCGUAACCAGAAGAUCAACGAUCGCAGCGCUCCCAAGAUACAUUGAAUUAACCUAUAGGCUAAGCGAAGCAGCAUAUUUAUUACCAUAAUAAUUAAUCUAUGAAUAAUCAUGAGGCCCGACGCCUGCUCGACUGCAGGGCUCUGCAGAGUUUGGUUUGAAACUGAAAACUCGAAACACAGCAUACAACUUAAAUACAUAUGAUUACGAUAUAUAAUAUAUAUUCGAUAUACGAUAUUUAACAGGAGCAUUAAGCAUAAAUCGAACUAAUCAAUACCUUUCUUGAUUUCCUGUAUCCCAAAAAUGUGUCGAAAGGCUUUCUCUGUUAAGUGAAUACAAUAUGGAAGACAGUUAUGUUUAUGUUUAUUUAUAUCUGCAACUCGAAUUUAUCUUUAGAGAACCUUUGUUUGAAGAUAUUUUAUGUUUAUGUAUUUCCUGUAUUUAUAAUUUCCCUUGCUUAUUUAUGUACAUACAUAUGAAUAUGAGUUUAACAAACACUCGAAACUAAUCUGACGCCUAAUAAAUGGAAUUUAUCGUACAUGUUUUGAGUAUUUUUUACUUUUGAAAUUUAAUUUUUUUUGCAAACUGUCAACUUCAUGUCAAUUGGGCUAUGUCUGAGCGUAUUUUCAAAUAUAACCCAUAAAACAUUGUAUUGAAUAAAUAGAGUUAACACGUUAACAAAAUACUCGGUAUCCCACUGUAACUUUAAAAAAAAUCUAGAAAGAAGUAACGCAAUUUGAAAUGCUUUUAAGAACUAUAACUAUCUACUGCCAAGCGGAAAGGGGAACGUGGGAGAUCAGUCUUCCCCAGAAUAUUUCGCACCGACUUAAAGUGCUAUAUGAACAUGUUCAUAUCAUAUCAUUUCCAUUGGACUGAAUCUUUUAUUGCCAUUUUAAAUGCAUCCCCGAGUGAAUAGACAUUGCCCGUCUGACAAUGUUAAAUACUAACAAUAUCAUUUGUAUUCAUAUCAGUUCAUCAAACUUAGAACAAAAUUCAAUUUUUAGCUCCAGAUUUUGGUUGUUUUACACUUUAACUUCAACGGUAAACAUAAGGUAAACAUAUUUCCUAUCCCCCGAAUUCGAACCUUUUAAUACCUACAAGCGUACUAAUUAUAGUUGAUAGACUUUUUAAAUAUUUACAAAAUAUUUUGUAUAUAGGCUUUUCAAGGCUUCACCAAUAAUUGAUGAAUAUUGGCAAACUCGUAACCAAAAACGUGGCAAUAAUUAAGCUAUGACACUCUAUUAGAGUUUAGAAUAGACUCCAGAGAGAUUAUACAAGUUCGAGUCGAAAGAAAUACAUAUAUUUUUUUGGGCGAUCCAUUUUAUAUUCACCACAUAGCAGUGCGUAAUCACGAACGUUAAUAAACUGAGCCAUAUGCAACAAUUAUUUACACAUCUAAAUGUUAAUCCUAAAUCCUAGUGGAUCUGUGUUAACUGCAGAUCGAAGAAACCAAACCAGAUGUAACCUAACAAAUCAAAGUUGUAAUGCGUAUUUUUGAAUUCAUUUGCAUUUAGACGCGAGAAACAAUAAUAAAAUAAAUGUAAACGCAUUG